This is a messenger RNA of Rotaria sordida, 660 nucleotides long. Lineage: Eukaryota; Metazoa; Rotifera; Eurotatoria; Philodinida; Philodinidae. The record is from the annotation of a GenBank genome assembly.
AUGUUUAUUGAUUGGGGACUCUAUUAUACUCACACAAUACUCUUUGCAUGGGCUACAAUAGAAAGACAUAUUCUAAUUUUUCAUGACAAGUGGAUAUCAACAAAAAAGAAACGUUUAUUAGUACAUUACUUACCUUUAAUUAUGCUUGUUCUCUACUGUCUCAUUUAUUAUAGUGUGACUAUACUUUUUCCACCUUGUGAAAAUAUUUUUGAUGCUUAUAGUAUGAUUUGUAUCAAGCCUUGUUAUUUUAAAUCUUCUUCAUCACUUUACACAUACGAUACACUAGUUCAUCAGAUUUUACCCAUUUUUAUUAUUGUUGGAUUUAGUAUUGGUUUACUAAUACGCAUUCGUCGGCAAAAGAAUCGUAUAGGUCAAUCAUUAAAAUGGCGAAAACACUGGAAAAUGGCACUUCAAUUGUUGUUUGUCGCUAUCAUUUAUCUUAUAUUUGGUUUACCAUUAACAAUAAUGAGUGUUUUGUAUCUUAGUGGAAUACCACUUGAUGCAACCUCAAAAAUUACAGAAUAUGCACUAUUUUUGAAUUAUUGUACAAUAAUUCUUUGUCCAAUUGCUUCUGCUGUAUCAUUACCUAGACGAAGAAACGAAAGGAAGAACAUGUUACGAUUACGACAUCAAGCAAGAGCUAUUGCACCGAUAACAUAG